Molecule: messenger RNA, 2202 nt
Organism: Camarhynchus parvulus
Lineage: Eukaryota; Metazoa; Chordata; Aves; Passeriformes; Thraupidae
Product: hexosaminidase D-like
Exons: 14
Coding region: 289-2073 (594 amino acids)
Biological process (GO): carbohydrate metabolic process
Molecular function (GO): hexosaminidase activity
Source: RefSeq, a predicted model, not a curated record
AUCCCCGGUGCUGGCAUGUGCCCGAGGGGCUCCCAGUGACCUCCUCCCUUCCCUCAGGGAUGCACCGUGCCCGCCCCGUGAUGCCACCCCAUCCAGCCGCCCUGUGACCCGGCCCUGGUGACCCGGCACCGGUCGGGAUCCCCGGUGGGGACCGGCUCUGCAGCCACCGCCCUGUUUGCUCGGCCACCGGCCUCACCCUGCGGGCAGAGGGAGGCGGAGCCGGCCGCUGGCCCCACGCUGGGGCACACGAGGUAGGAGGGACGCGGGGCACUGCCGAGCACGUCCCCGAUGGGCACCAGGCUGGCCAGAGGGGCUGCCCCCAUGUCGCCUUCCUUUGGCUCUCGUGCUGCCCCGGGCAGGGCAGCGGGGCACGAGAUCCCAGAGAUGGCCUUCCAGAGGAGCCACCGGCUGAACCUGCUGCGCCUCAUCGUGCUGCUCCUCGUGGCCUUGGCUGGCAUCAAGUUCCUCUUCCGUGACAGCUUCACCCUGGAUCUGCACAAGCACGUCAGCAAGGACAGCGGGUUCUGGGGGGACACAGGUGACAUCGUCCAGGAUGUCAUCCCCCAGAGCCGGGUUCUGGAGGUCCCUGCAGCAAAGAUAAUGACUCUGAAGCAAAAGCAGCAGGUCCCCAGGGAUGCCAGUGCCACCGAGAUGAGGCUGGUCCACCUGGACCUCAAGGGAGCUGCACCCAGAGUCUCCUACCUGGAACAGGUGUUCCCCCUCCUGUCCCAGCUGGGAGCCAACGGUGUCCUCAUCGAGUACGAGGACAUGUUCCCCUUCAAGGGGGACCUGGAAAUCCUCAGGUCCCCGUACGCCUACAGCGAGGAGGACAUCGAGCGGAUCCAGCAGCUGGCCGAGCAACACAAGCUGGAGGUGGUUCCCCUGGUGCAGACCUUUGGCCAUGUGGAGUUCAUCCUCAAGCACGAGAAGUACCAGCACCUGCGGGAGGUCGAGCGCUUCCCCAACAGCUUCAACCCCCACGUGCCCGACACGCUGGCCCUGCUCAAGAGCAUCCUGUCCCAGGUGAUCGAGAAGCACCGGCGCUCCUCCUGGAUCCACAUCGGAGCAGACGAGGUUUUCCACCUCGGGGAGGGGAUGGACUCCAAGAACUGGAUGAGCCACCACAAGGGCGACGUGGGCACCAUGUACCUGAAGCACAUCAAGGAGGUUCUGGGCUUCCUGACGGCGCAGUACUGGGGGCUGCGGGUGCUCAUGUGGGACGACAUGCUGAGGAAGAUCAGCGUGGGAGCCCUGCGGGAGUCCGGGAUAGCCAAGCACGUCUCACCCGUGCUGUGGUUCUACGCACCCGACUUCGAGGCUGAGCAGAUCGUGCAGUUCCUCACCAAGUACGUGGAGAGCGGCUUCGAGGCCGUGUGGUUCGCCAGCGCCUUCAAGGGCACCACGGGGCCAGCCCAGGCCUGGACCCCGCUGAGCUACCACCUGAAAAACCACCUGAGCUGGCUGAAGGUGAUGCAGGCCGUGCCACGGCUGGCCCCCCUGCGCUUGCAGGGCGUUGUGCUCACUGGCUGGCAGAGGUACGAUCACUACUCGGUGCUCUGUGAGCUGCUGCCUGUCAGCAUCCCCUCGCUGGCCAUCUGCCUGCAGACCCUGGUGAAUGGGGGCUUCACAGAAGAGGCAAAGAGGAAGGUGCUGGAUGUGCUGGGUUUGGAGAGCGUGCAGCUGGAGCAGAGCACCUGCGAGGGCAGGGGAGCGUUCCCUGGUGUGGAGAUCUACCACAUGGUGGAGCAGGUCAAUGGCCACCUGAAGGACAGCGUCCUCAAGGCACUGGAGGAGGAGAGCGCCAUCAAGGGCUGGUUCAGCCCCUACCACAGGAAACGGCACUUUGGGAACCCCCGCAACAUGGAGAGCUUCGGCAGCAAGGUGCUGAAGCUCCACGAGGACUGGGAGAGCUUUGUCCGUGACCUGCGUGCGCAGCUGGAGAGGAUCUACUUCCCUGACACGGUGGAGGAGUGGCUGGAGGAGAACGUCAACCCCUACCUGGACCAGCUGCGGGACCUGGUGCGGGACUACCGCGCCAUCAUCCGCCUCAAGGGCCGGCCCAAGGCCGCGUAGGGGCUGCAGCCCCGGCUCCUGCUGCCCCGGCUCUGGGGCACCAUCGUGUGUGUGUGUGUGUGUGUGUGUGUGUGUUUGCUGGUGACAGCUCUGCUGCUGGCUGCACUGUACAGAGCCCCUGCACUGCCC